Molecule: messenger RNA, 1927 nt
Organism: Rubroshorea leprosula
Lineage: Eukaryota; Viridiplantae; Streptophyta; Magnoliopsida; Malvales; Dipterocarpaceae
Source: the annotation of a GenBank genome assembly
AUCCAUUACACCCCAGUAUUUCAUCUUUCUCCCUCUGUUUACGUGCAGUUUCCUGCUGCAAAAUCUGACUAUCUUUUCUUCUUUGCCGGGUAGAGACUGAAAGAAGAAACAUGAUGCUGCCUGUCUCGAUGAUGUUACAACUCGGGUUCCUUCUUUAACUUUCUGGGUGUGUUUCAGUUUUUUACUGGGUAUGUUUUUUAUUUUCUGUUGGUUCGAUUAAUUGUUUUUGGGGUGUUUCUGUUUUCUGGUACCGGAAAAGGCUGCAAUAGGUGGGUGAUUGUGGUUUGGUUUGAUGGCUAAUAGUUUGGCUGGUGGGAUGAUUUCUGGGAUUGGUUCAGGGAUGUUGGGACUGGAGAUGCCACUGCACCCACAGGGGCCACAACACUCACAACAGCAGCAGCAGCAACAGCAACAGAAUACCCAGAACCCGCAAAACCCUCAUCAUGGGCACCCGCACCCACAUAUGGUUGCCUAUGCCCCUCAUGAUGCUGACCAUCACCAGCAAUCCCAGCAAUCUGUCAAACAAGGGUAUCAAUUUGUUGUUAAGUCCAAACAACCUUCACCACUUAGUGAUGACGAUGAGCCUGCUGAUGAUGGUGCAGGGGAUGCCAGGAGGAAAAUGUCCCCAUGGCAGAGGAUGAAAUGGACUGAUAACAUGGUUAGGCUCUUAAUUAUGGCGGUUUAUUACAUUGGUGACGAAGCUGGGUCUGAAGGAAAUGAUCCAUCUGGCAAGAAGAAGGCUGGUGGGUUGUUGCAGAAGAAAGGGAAGUGGAAAUCGGUGUCGAGGGCUAUGAUGGAGAAAGGGUUCUAUGUUUCACCACAGCAGUGUGAGGAUAAAUUUAAUGACUUGAACAAGAGGUACAAGAGAGUUAAUGAUAUACUAGGUAAAGGAACUGCUUGUCGUGUUGUGGAGAAUCAAUCAUUGCUUGAUGCCAUGGAUUUGUCACCAAAAAUGAAGGAAGAGGUGAGGAAAUUGUUGAAUUCAAAGCACUUGUUUUUCAGGGAAAUGUGUGCUUAUCAUAAUAGUUGUGGGCAUGGUACUGUGACAAGUGGUGCCAAUCAUUCACCUGAGGUGGCUCUCGAGCCAUCCCAGAUUCAGCUCCAGCAAGCUCAACAACAGAGUUGCUUGCAUUCAUCAGAUAAUGCUCAUGUUGCAGCCAAUUUGAGCAGAGUUGAAACAGAUGGAUCCAAAGUGGCGAAGGUGCAUAGUGAAGAAGAUGAGGAUGAUGAGGAUGAUGACUCUGAUGAAGAUGAGGAUGAUGAAGAAGAGACGAUAGAUGGUCACUCCAGAGGCCAUAGUUGGCAUGGACAAGAUGACGAAGAUGAGAAUGAUGAAAGGCCCUCACACAAAAGGACCAGAAAGGGAUCGCAUCCCUCAUUGUCACCAUUGAUGCAACAAUUCAGUGGGGAACUAAUAACAAUGAUGCAAGACGGGUCAAAGAGUGAUUGGGAGAAGAAGCAGUGGAUGAAGGUGAGACUGAUGCAAUUGGAGGAGCAACAAGUAGGCUACCGAUACCAAGCAUUUGAGCUUGAGAGGCAGAGACUAAAGUGGAUCAGGUUUAGCACCAAGAAGGAGAGGGAAAUGGAGAGGGCAAAGUUGGAGAACGAGCGAAGGCGUCUUGAGAUUGAGAGAAUGGUGCUGCUUGUGCGGCAGAAGGAGAUUGAGGUGCUUGAGCAUCAGCAUCAACCGCAGCAGCUUUCUUCUAGCAAGAGGGGUGACCCAUCUUCAGUUACUGUGUGAAACAUGGACAAUGUACAUCUGUAGGCUUUUGAUAGAUAAGACGAUCCUACGUCAAAAGGGUAUUUCUGUUUUUCUUGUUUGGAUUUUGCUUUAGAAAUUCAGCAUUAAUCUUAUGAAUUCGACAUAUCCUUCCCUGCACCUCUCUGGAAAUUCAUUUAAGCACACCAAGAAAGUUGACCUAUCCAU